UCGACGCUUCUUCUGCCAGUCUGAGCGAUGGAGUGACGGGGGAGAGUCUCAAAACUUAAACUUUAAACUUUAGACUUAGGCUUGAGGAGGAAUAACGGCAUUUAUACACCCAAACGGCCUUCGACUGCUCUGACCGCGGCCUCCGCUGUACCGCCCGCACCGCCCCCCAGUCUUCCGAGUUACGGUUACCGGAGCUGGACGAGCCGCCAGCCGCCAGUAAAGCACCAAACCCCCGCAAGCGGCAGCUCCCUCCCUGCAGCAGUCAUGUCGACCGCCGGAGACUUUGGAAACCCUCUGAGGAAAUUCAAGCUGGUGUUCCUCGGAGAGCAGAGCGUUGGGAAGACUUCACUGAUCACCAGAUUCAUGUAUGACAGCUUUGAUAAUACCUACCAGGCCACAAUAGGAAUUGAUUUUUUGUCGAAAACGAUGUACCUUGAGGACAGAACAAUCAGGUUGCAGCUCUGGGACACAGCAGGCCAGGAGCGCUUCCGUAGCCUCAUUCCCAGUUACAUCCGUGACUCGGCCGCCGCUGUGGUAGUAUACGACAUCACAAAUGUCAACUCCUUCCAGCAGACAACAAAAUGGAUUGAUGAUGUCAGAACAGAGAGAGGAAGUGAUGUCAUCAUCAUGCUGGUUGGGAACAAGACAGAUCUUGCUGACAAAAGACACAUAACAACUGAAGAGGGAGAACAGAGAGCUAAAGAAAUGAAUGUUCUGUAUAUCGAAACGAGCGCAAAGACAGGAUACAAUGUGAAACAGCUUUUCCGGCGCGUGGCUGCCGCGCUGCCCGGCAUGGAGAGCACACAGGACAAGAGCAGAGAAGACAUGAUCGACAUAAAGCUGGAGAAGCCUCCGGAACAGCCGGUCAGCGAAGGCGGCUGUUCCUGCUAAAGCCUUGUCCCUCUGCGUCCUCUGUCUCUAUUGCUUUCUCUAUCUCACACUCCUCUUUCACUUUCUCGCUCUCUCUCUCUCUUUCUCUCUCUCUGUCUCUAUCUCUCUCUCGCUCUUCCCACUCCCAGCUGCAGUAUCAGUGCACCUCCCCAGCCUGGAACCAGAAGAACACUACUUGUCCAUCAUCCUCAGCGCCAUGCUUUCUGCUGACUCACUGAGAUGACCUUAAGCUUACCAAGCACAAUGUGGAUGUGAAAGGUGUUGCUUAUUUUUUGCGUUAAGUUUUUGAUUUGUUUUUCAGUAACACUCCAGUAUGGGGGACAUUAUAACGCCCUUAUAAUGAGCCUUAACAAACCAGGAGUUCAUAAUGAACUGGCUGCUAAUAACUACAUUAUUAAGCAGCAAAUGGGGUGAAUUAAGCAUUUUCCAGUGCACUUAUGUCCUGAUUAAGCUGUUUCAAGCACGUAGUUGGUACUUGACUAUCAUUGUUGGUUAUCCAUCAUUUGUUUUCAAAAGUCUAAAUGGACAUUUGACCUAUUGGUUGAUAGUCUAGUAUUUCAUCACUGUCCAAAAAAUAUAUAUCUCCAUUUUUUUUUAUUAUUUUAUCUACAUGGUUGGAGCACACCAGCCACCCAUUACAAUGUGUGAAAAUUUGAUGACGAAUGGGCCAACAGAAAUACUCCAAAAUUGCUUGGAAUAAAACCUCUUUACAUUAACUUACAUAAAAAGUAAUGCCAUUUCCUGUAAAGUUGCCAUUUUGGAGAAACUUGUUUUUCUUUGGGCAGCAAUAUAAUAUGAUAUCUGUCAUGUAAAUAAUGCAUGUAAACCGAAAAGCAAAGAAAUUUCAGAUUAUUUUUCCUUGGUCUUGACUCUCAAUAAGGCGUAAUAAGAGCAUCUCAAGUUCUCUGGAAAAUACUUCAUUUACUGUGAUGAUGUAAUUGUCAGCCAGUAAGUCAUUAUUGGCUAGAUGAGGCUUAAUAAGGGCUUAAUAAUGGACAUCUACAAUGCAAAACAUUAUGAUGACACAACUGUGCUCUGGAAAUUGUUCAGUUCACUCUAUUUACUGCUUAAUAUGCAGUUAUAAGCAGCCAGUUAAUUACAUGUGUUGCUACUGGCAUGUUGAGGUUCUAUAAGUGCAUUAAAAGUGUAUCAUAAUGUCCUCUAUGCUGAAGUGCUACCUUUUUUGUUAUUUUUUGGCAAAACACUUAUGUUUGUUGGCACUGUACCUUGAAUGGAUAAGCAGUUAUGCCACAGUUAUGGAGGCUCACAUGAUGUGCAAUUGGGAGAUCUGUGGAUCUGUUCUGUGAGCAAUGAACAAUUACAAUAAAUUAUAACCAUUACUGAUGAAAUUGAGUACUUUAAAAUAUGGUUAACAGAGUCUUUCAGUGCUAAAUGGACUGUAGGGGUGGGCAAUAUGACAAUAUUUAUCAUUAUCGUGAUAAAUUACGUCACAAUAUGCUUUUCCGAGCAAAUUGUGGAUGUUGUCAGUGCUUAACAUUGACCAACUGCAGUUUUCAUUGCAAAUAGUCUAAUUGGGGCUGUUUACUGGAUUUUGAAUUAACAUCUUGAUGUUCAUCGUUUGUGUUAGUACUUAUUUUAAAUGUGGCACCAUCGAACCUCAAAAAAACAAAAAAAAACUAUCAAGUAAAAAUGUCUUUAAAUAUCACAAUAUUAUAUUUUUGCCAUAUCACCCACUCCUAAUAGAAGUACUUCACAUGCCAUGCAAGCUGUCAGAAGUCAAAACUUGCACAGGGUAUUGUUGGGAACGCAAACUAAAGGCAUGUCCUAAAUGUUUACGGAGUUUCAGGAAUUAUCCAAGUCUGGCUAUGCAGGGGUGUUUCUGUCAUUGGAAAAAUAAUGAGUCAGUUUCCGUUAUUUGACACGUUACAGAAGCUCUUGUAAACACAGAGCUAUUUUCACAGCCUCAACUCAAGUCUGGCUAUUUUUUUUUCACCUCAGCUGCCAUUUUUCGUCUUCUUUUUCGAGUAGCACAGUAGAAGAAAAGUACGGUUAUUACUACAGUAGGUUUUUUUUGUAUAUUAAGGGAAGUAUCCUAGACAGUACAUCACCUGAUAUAUCAAUAUGCAGCCAUGCCUUUAAGAGUUUAUUUUAUAGGGCUUCCGUUGGCUAGCAUUGUAAAGUUUGAUUUAAUGUAAUAUUGACACUUUAGCUGUUUCUUUUUCUGAUUGGUUUGUUGAAUCAGCCAUGUUCUGUAAUAUUUAUUUCUACUUGAUCAUGUCGCUUUGUUUCCUUUUUAAUUUUCUUCAUUAUGUUGUCAUAAAUCACACUUAUUCUUUUUUAGAACCACCCUAUUUCCCACCCAAAUCCUCCCAUGGGUAGCAGAUUUGAAGCUCAAGAUACAGUGCACUUGUGUGGUGUUCUUACAGUUUUCCCUAGUUUUGUUUCUUCCCUGGAGGAAAGUCCAUGUCUGGUAGCUGUUGCCUCCAGUGUUUUGAUUUGUUUUGUUUUUUAAUCUGUCACCGCCGUGUGCUGCUGUGAUGCUGUGUACAAACGCUCAUAAUUUGCACUGCUAGACUACAUCAGUGUCUUAUUGACAUCCCUAAUAAAUACCUUUAUUUAGUAACUAUGAAAA
Colossoma macropomum (tambaqui) is the source of this 3484-nucleotide messenger RNA. RefSeq names its product RAB6A, member RAS oncogene family (gene rab6a). Lineage: Eukaryota; Metazoa; Chordata; Actinopteri; Characiformes; Serrasalmidae. The transcript is spliced from 8 exons. The record is from RefSeq and is a predicted model, not a curated record. Gene Ontology annotation, molecular function: GTPase activity; GTP binding. Bases 265 to 891 code for a protein of 208 amino acids.